This is a messenger RNA of Salmo salar (Atlantic salmon), 2010 nucleotides long. The record is from RefSeq and is a predicted model, not a curated record. NCBI's taxonomy places the organism in Eukaryota, Metazoa, Chordata, Actinopteri, Salmoniformes, Salmonidae.
ACAAUCAUCACACACACACACACACACACACACACACACUAACCCUUCUACUGAGGCCACGCCCUCCCCCUUUCCUACUGGUUGUAUUUCUGUCCCAGGGUGAUGAUGCAGUCACCUGUACCUCAGUCACCGUGCGUCAGGACAGAGAAGUAGGUUUUAAUAACAGGAAGACCGCACCAGAGCCCCAGGUUGAUCCAGUGACUCUCCGUAUCAACCAUGUCAACGUUGGACAGUCAGGAUAUCUGGAAAGCUGUAGGUGCAGCGGUGCUGGGCUUCAUCUCUGGAGUACCUGGAGGUUACCUACUAUCCUCCACAAUGGCAGCAGAACUAGGUGGCCUGGGGCCUCCACCAGAAGACAUUAAUAAGGGAGAAUCAGAGGCAGACAAAGGGUUCAUCACCUUCCUGACCCUCUUGAUAGGAAUGUUCCUGAUGUUGUUUCUGCCCAUGGUAGUAGGAGGAAUACUGUGCCUUGCCGCCUCCAUGGCAAUCAGGAAGGCUGGGGAGACUGAGCCGGACGCUACGGAGGUGGCUGCAGUCGUAACAGUGGUCCUGAUGGGGACCUCUGCUAUAUGCGGAGGUGUGGGAUUCCUCUUGGAAACAGCCAUUGGAGGACUGACUGACAUCCUCACUGUGUACCAAUACACUGUAGAAAUGGCUGUGAAAGUCAUCUUUAUUGUCGUGUCUCCUUUCAUGGCUGCGUUGGCUGCAGGGGUGUCUGUUCAGUUCGGUAAGGGAGCAGUCAAACUGAGGGCGGCAGCAGGCAUAGGAACAGGGAUACUGGCAGCCUUGAAGUCCCAGUCAAUCCUGGGGCAUUGGGGCACUAUGGGGGCUCUGUUUGGCCCGGCGGCAGCUGCAGGGGUGGCUCUGUCUGCUGCUCUAAGACGCAGCAGUAGCAGCUAUGGGAAGGCAGGGAGACUUGGGGCAACACUGGGGGCAAUGUGUGCCACGUGGUUUGGGAGAUGGACUCUGAGUUAUUUCACGGUGUGGAUUUUAAUAUGGAUCUUUCUGAUCUCACUUCUGUCCCUAGUCGUUGUGGAUCCUACCAGACCAGUUAAUCAAGGAGAAAGAAUCUCAGAUACAAUGUCAGCAGAGGAGAUAUAGUCAGGAAAUAAUUUGACUAAAUGUUUCUUUAUACCCAUUUCAGACAGAAGAUGUGGAGACGUCACUACAGAACCUGGUUCGAUUCCAGGCUGUAUCACAACCGGCCAUGAUUGGGAGUCCCAUAGGGCGGCGCACAAUUGGCCCAGCAUUGUCUGGGGUAGGCCGUCAUUGUAAAUUAGAAUUUGUUCUUAUUUAACUGACUUGCCUAGUUAAGUAAAUAUAUUUUGGGAGGUAAACCCCUUUGGCCAAUUGGGAGGGGUGGGGGUACUGUUAAACCAUGAGGGGAUAUUUGCAGUUCAAAUUAGGGAGGUUUUAAACAAUGGAAGUGUUAAUGCAUUUACAUGUAAAAAAGCAGAGAACCAUAUACACAGAGUCAUACCUGUAUUUUGGUUCUAGGGUCUGUGAAAAUGCAGGAAUCAUGACUAGUGGUUUUUAUUUUUCCAUGAUUCUGUUUUUACACCCUAUCCAUUUCAGAUAUACCAAUAACCUGGUCAAUUAGUGGGAUUUUGGUCUGUGUGUGAAAGGGAUAUUUUUCAUGCCUUUGUAAUCGUUGUAUUUUAAUAAAAUGUUAUCACCUGUAUAUAUAUAUAUAUAGGACUCCAGGUAGUCAUUGUAAAUAAGAAUGAGUUUUUAACUGACUCGCCUGGUUAAAUAACGGUUCAAUAAAAUAUAUAAAACAUUGUCAGUGGACUAACAGGGAAUGUUGGGUUUUGUUUGCAUAUUAUUUAAAUAUUGCAUGUUGGGUAUUAUUUUGCUUGUUGGGGCAGGGAGAGUCUUUUGAUUGUAAUCUCUAUGUAUGAUACUUACUCCCCUUGUUGUUAAAAAAAUGGAUAUAAUUGUACAUCUAUUUCAAAAACUUGUAUCCUUUUUUUAUAUAUCUCCAGAAAAUAUGUAUAUAAACAAAAAAAA